Crotalus tigris (Tiger rattlesnake) is the source of this 1270-nucleotide messenger RNA. RefSeq names its product apolipoprotein O like (gene APOOL). NCBI's taxonomy places the organism in Eukaryota, Metazoa, Chordata, Lepidosauria, Squamata, Viperidae. The transcript is spliced from 9 exons. The record is from RefSeq and is a predicted model, not a curated record. Gene Ontology annotation, cellular component: MICOS complex. The coding region runs from base 73 to 942 and encodes 289 amino acids. Gene Ontology annotation, biological process: cristae formation.
CCUAGGCCAGCUUUCCUACCGCUCCGCCCUCUUCCAGGUUGGGCGCCUCCCACGCGAAGCGGUGGAGCCAAAAUGGCGGCCAAGCAGGUCACCAAAUGGGCAGCCUUUCCCACAGUUUUAGCAUGGACUUCCACUCAUGCACUUGGUGCAGCCGAAGGAGAACAGAAAUCCCACCGGAUUAAAGUACAUCAGCUUCCCAUUUACAGUGCCCCACCUCUGGAAUCACGGUACAUUGACGAAAAGCCCGGCCAGCUGCAGACCAGGAUUUCAUCUGUGAGAAAGACGACAAGUUAUUACGUAAAGGGUUGCAAGGACGCUUACCUCUUCGUCAAAAACGGAGUCACUGCUUCGCUACAGUUUGGAAAAGAUGCGUAUGUUUACCUGAAGAAUCCACCUCCGGAAUUUCUCCCCAAAAUUGGGGUGAUCACAGUUUCAGGACUGACUGGAAUAGUCCUGGCCAGGAAAGGAUCUAGAUUCAAGAAAAUUGCUUAUCCCGUGUGCCUGGGCUCACUAGGUAUAGCUCUUUGCUAUCCAGCACAGUCGGUGAUUGUUGCAAAGGUUACAGGUAGCAAAGUUUACGCCGCAAGCCAUAAAAUGUAUACAGUUGUAGGAUCACUCUGGACCAAAAAAUCUUCCACAGAAGUUCCAGUUGCCCAGGAGAAAGAUACUCAGGUACAGGAAGCCUCACGAGUCGAUCAUAGCCUCCCAAAAGCACAGGAGGCCUCUGUAGAACCAAAGGACCAGACAGAAACCUCAGAGGAACCAACCCAUAAAGAGAGGUCAGACGCCCAGAAAGAUUUUGAGACUUUGAUGGGUGCAAUGAAGAUGCCAAAUGUCAGAACAGAUGCAUUGAAGGCACCCACGUUUAAAGCAGAUGCAAGCCUCAUGGACUACGGACAGGCCAGCCCAGAAGAUGCAGAUCUGUAUAGUAAGAGAAGUUAAUACCCUCCAGUUUUCCUCAUGGGACUUUAAAAACAGGUGGAAGCCCUAUGCAAUUUGCUCACAGGUCUAUAUGGUGAUAACGGAGUCAGGUUGCAUCUUAACUCUUGUUCUCUUGCCAAUUUUCCCGUGCAAUUCUUAAAUCUUUUUUUUACUCAUUAGUGCCACUUCGGAUUUUCAACUGGUUGAAAGUAUAAUUGGUCUCUGGGUGUAAAAAGCAAGAAGCUUCUCAAGUGGUCCUUGUUGCCAAAUUAGUGAAAUAAUGUAAAUAACACAGGAUACCGUGCUGCUUCUAUUCAAAAGCUUGCAAUAAUAACAUAUUUAAACCACA